AUGCGCCUCAAAAAAUCACGAAGGGCCGAGUUCUUUGACGAAGAUGAAGAACUCGCCCGUCCGAAGCCAUCUCGCGCUCCACGUUCAUUGAAACCAUUUCGCAUCCUUGACCUUCCGUCCGAAAUUCGAGAACGCAUCUACCAUUUCGCCCUCUUCACUCCGUCCCGCAAGAGCGCCUUGAAGAAGAAUGGCACCAUUGGCGCCUCCGCGAAGAAACACAAGGCGUUCUCCCCGACGGCGCAGCGCAUUAAUUUGUUCUUGACUUGCCGUCGCAUUCACGAUGAAGCCAGCUAUUAUUUCUUCUCAACGCAAGUUUUUCGGAUCUUCCCCGUCCAGGAUUUCGCGCACAUGCCGACCGUCCGUCAACUGCCACGUCGCCACCGGGGCUCGGUGACAACCAUCGAACUGAUCUUGGGGAGUAGCUGGACUGCACCCCCAAAGAGCUGGACGGUCAACCAAGGGCUGGGUCUGCAUGACAUGGUGCUGACCCGAACUCUCAAAGUCUGGAUUGAGUGCGAUCCCUCUCAGCCGAUCUUUGAGGGGUUUCGUGUCUCCAAAGACUUCUACACAAACUUUGCUGGGAAGCUGUUUCGAGAGAUUCUUGAACGUCUCCCCAAUCUGGCUCAGGUCGAAUUCGAUGCGUACCCAUCGGUACAUAAGAACGGAGGCCUGAUGACGCGAUUACUAGAAGAGACCCAGUAUUUCGGAAAGAAAGUGCUGUGGGGGCCAGACCGAGGUUGGGUUGACGAUGAGGACGACUUCGACCCGCCCGAAGAAGAACCUGUCGAAGCGGUGGUUGACAGCUUGCAAACCUCCCAUCCGACCAUGGACAUCUUGAGUGACACACUACAACUUUUGAGUUUGGAAAGAGAGGCGGUGGCUGCUUAG
This is a messenger RNA of Penicillium oxalicum, 888 nucleotides long. RefSeq lists its product as uncharacterized. The coding region runs from base 1 to 888 and encodes 295 amino acids. NCBI's taxonomy places the organism in Eukaryota, Fungi, Ascomycota, Eurotiomycetes, Eurotiales, Aspergillaceae. The record is from RefSeq and is a predicted model, not a curated record. The transcript has a single exon.